Globicephala melas (long-finned pilot whale) is the source of this 1947-nucleotide messenger RNA. It is a transcript of the gene GRXCR2, whose product is annotated as glutaredoxin and cysteine rich domain containing 2. The record is from RefSeq and is a predicted model, not a curated record. Lineage: Eukaryota; Metazoa; Chordata; Mammalia; Artiodactyla; Delphinidae. Gene Ontology annotation, cellular component: stereocilium shaft; microvillus; stereocilium base. Gene Ontology annotation, biological process: sensory perception of sound.
AUGGAGGACCCUGCGAAGAAGCUGAACCAGAAGAGUGACGGCAAACCCCGGAAAGUACGAUUUAAAAUCUCUUCCUCCUACAGUGGCCGGGUGUUGAAGCAGGUCUUUGAGGAUGGGCAGGAAUUAGAGUCGCCAAAGGAGGAGUACCCUCACAGUUUCCUCCAAGAGUCCCUUGAACCAAUGGAUGGUGUUUAUGGGUCUGGGGAAGCCCCCAAACCCCGGUCGUACUCCCCUAAGCUGACUGCUCAGAGGAUCAGCGUGUUUCGAGAGGGUAGUGCCUACACCUUGGCGAGCAGCCAGCCCUUCUUCAAUGAUUACAAGGCGAAUGACCGUAAGUCCCCACCUAUUAUAGAUUUUGGAAAGAUAAUCAUCUACACGAAUAACCUGAAAAUCAUUCGAACUCCAAUGGACAAGAGAGAUUUCAUGAGGAAAAUGCUCCAGAAGGAAGAGGAGGCUGAGGAAGAGUCUCUGAUGAGCAAAGAAGAAAUCUAUGGAGACCAGAACGAUGGGCCUUUGGCAGAGACGGGAGGCACCUUCCCCCAUAACCAGUACCCACAGGAAGGGGAACUUCCCGAGGACAACUGUUUUCACUGCCGAGGAUCGGGCAGUGCCACCUGCUCUCUGUGCCAUGGCAGCAAGUUCUCGAUGCUGGCCAACAGAUUUAAGGAGUCCUAUCGGGCCCUGCGGUGCCCUGCCUGCAAUGAGAAUGGCCUGCAGCCUUGCCAGAUUUGCAAUCAAUAGCCCGUGGCUUUGUAUGUCCGCUUUUAUCGCAUCCUCCCUAAAGCUAUUUGUAAUCAACUGCCCCUCCUCCACCUUCUCCUCCCUCUCCCAGCAAGGAAGCCACCGUGGCCGCGAUCACUUCCACCACUGGCACAACUCAGUUACUCGAUGAUAUUUCGUGAGGCUGGUAACAUCUCCAUGUGGGUCUAAGUGGCAGAGGCAUUUUUGAAUUAGAAUCUGCUUUGAAACUGGUCCUCAAAUGAUCCUUCCAGGACCGUGUGCACGUAUCUCACUUGACUUAGCUCAGGUUUCUCCUUGCACAAGUGAACAAAUAAAUGUACAAUUCAGGCAGCAGGCUGAAGUCAUUUCCCGGUUGGGAGUUAUUUGAAAAAUUAUGCAGAGAGAAAGGAAUAAAAAAAGUCAGGUUUCUGAUGAACUGCCUUCUUGUUGCUUAUAAUGCAUUUCACACAGUUAUUGGUCAAAUUGCAUUUUUAAUUAAGCAGAGGAGGAAAGGGAGGCCCGAUGUUGAAUGCACUAGCAGGCCGCUGAAAACAAAACAAGAUGUGUUUGCUUCUUGCUGAAGAGAGGCGAGCUGAGGAGCCCCUUUUUUUCAAAGUCCUGAGUCUCUCCUGUGUGAUGUGCUUGGGUAAUAUGCAUGCAGGCAAUGAGCAAUGCUACUUCUUAGGACAAGAUGAGAUAAGACAUUUCUGUGUGCCUCUACACAACUGAGGUUAUAAGCCAAGUCAAAGCUAUUUACGAUAAAUUUGGUGCUUAAGUAUAUGGGUGUGUGUGAUAACGACUUCUUCCAGCCCCCAAAUUAUUACCAAAUGAAUGCAUUUAUUUUAAGGCUAAGGUAUAGCCAUGAUCUCUUCAUAAAAGACUGUGGGUAUUUUAUAGGUAUCUAUUGGAAACUUCUAAAAAAAAAACUCACCAAGGCUGAUAUUUAGUAAUUAUGUUUCUACUGUCUAUGAAUAUGCAUACUAAGGAUAAUUUUUCCUCUUAAAGUUGGUUGUAAAAUUAGAAAAAUACGUUUGUUAAAUGAACUUUUGCAGCUCUAACAGCCAUUCCCCUUCCCCCUUGAGAAUAACACUGUAAAAUCUGUUAUCUAUUUAUACGCAUUGCUUUUCUAUGGUAAUUAUUUUGAUUUUCGUAACUUAAUUUUUUCAAGAUUUGUUUGUUAUUCUCUAAUAUUCAGCUGUUAAUAUAAUUCAACAGUGGAGUGAUCUU